This is a messenger RNA of Scylla paramamosain (green mud crab), 3662 nucleotides long. RefSeq lists its product as uncharacterized. The coding region runs from base 305 to 2626 and encodes 773 amino acids. The transcript is spliced from 8 exons. Gene Ontology annotation, cellular component: nucleus. The record is from RefSeq and is a predicted model, not a curated record. Gene Ontology annotation, biological process: regulation of transcription by RNA polymerase II. NCBI's taxonomy places the organism in Eukaryota, Metazoa, Arthropoda, Malacostraca, Decapoda, Portunidae. Gene Ontology annotation, molecular function: DNA-binding transcription factor activity, RNA polymerase II-specific; RNA polymerase II cis-regulatory region sequence-specific DNA binding.
AGUUUAAACCCGUCCCUCUAGUCGGGUGGACGCUCGUCCCAGAUCGUUCCUCUGUUACGCCUCCUGGAACGUUACCACGAUGAGACCGAGAUCCAGGCACCGGCGUGCAGGUGAACCUCUGUCAUGAGCAUCAGUCGCCGGCUGACGCUCGUGCAAUAAAGUCGUGUGAGGACGCUACAGGAAUUUCGUUUGAUGAGAGGAACUGCACGCAUCCUUGGAAUAGACUGAACCCAGGUUGAGUGAUUAUGUGGUAGUGAACUCUGGUGCUUAAUUUGUUGUGACAAGGAACAUUUUUACCGCAACUAUGUGCUCGACAGACUUUGGAAUGUUGGAUCUCCUUUUUGAAAAGGAGGACCCGUCUUGCAAAGGUUUGCCUGACGGGUUUAAGAACACGCUCUUCAGCAGCUCUGAGGCUGUCUUGGACGAUGGUGACAUCGACAUCAAGGAGGAGGUGCUUGAUUCCGGCACCAUCGACUGGAAAAUGUCGAGUGAGUGGGACGCAGACGAGUUGCUUCGCUCCGUGCUGGACGGCAACGACAUGACUUCCCCGAGCCUCGGUACACCUGCACUAGACUCCUUGGGCGGCCUUGGAUCCUCCUCCCACCACACCCUCGACCCCUCCUCGCUCUCCACUCCCACGCUGGAGGCCCCAGACGACGACAUGGACUCCCUCGAAAACCUCGUGGGUCUGCCCUUCCAUGCCGUGCUGGACUCCGCCGCCUCCGACUCCGGCAUGUCCAGUGACUCCUCCCUGGACCAGCAGAUGUCUCCCCUGUCGGGUUACUCCUCGCCGGGCUCCUUGGCUGAUGUGGGCCUGGGCAGCGGCCUUGGGAUGUCCUCCCCUGACCCCGCCGUGGACGCCACCUCAGACGUGUCCUCUGCCAGCGAUCUGGGUUCUCUGGGAUCACUGGGCUCCACUUCCCCGGCAGGAAGCUCCCCCAUUAUUACUUCUCCACGCAGCCCCGACAACGUUUUCUCCCUGGAAGAUUUCAUUCAUCCAGAUUCUGGGUUCUCUUCACCGGUGCCUCAGGAGGUGGGAAGCAGUAUUGUGUCGCCGACCACGUCAGUGACAACGCCCAUCUUCACUACUGCCAGGCCUACUUUCGUCACUAAGACCGCGGCCCCCACCGGUGCCACCAUCGUGAACAGGUCUGCGGCAUCCACCCUCAUCAGCAAGCCCAACGCCACUUCCACCACCGGCCCGGUGCUCAAGACGGUGACGGUGGCGGCGCCAGCUAGCUCGGUGGGCACUGUCGGCGGCCAGACCAUCGUGGUGACGCAGGCCAACAGGGGCGGCGGCAACGCCCACGUGGUUCGUGGCGGGACACUUCUCAAAUCCAACCAGACGUCACGCUCCAUCCUGCUUCCCGUCACGGUGAAGGACCUAAAUCAGGUCCGCACCAUUAAGAUCAUCAGCACGGGGGGCAGCGCGGGCAUGGGGACGCGUGGAGUGCGGACUGUCGUCUCCACCGUCCGCACGCCUUCCACUACCUCCUCCACCCCCUCUUCCACCGCCUCCCUCAACAGUCAGUCCAUCCGCACUUCCCUUCUCGGCACAGUCAGAGGCCAGGAAACCAAAUCCAUCCUGAAGAGUGGCGCCGCUACUGUGCUCACCACUUCAGCCCGCCCCGCCGUCACCACCACCUCCUUCAUCCACUCCUCCCCGACGCGCAUCAAAGUGGAGGCAAAGACCAACGACGAUGAUGAUGAUGAUGACGACGAUGAUGACGAUCGGCACACGUCUUUCCAGCAGCUGACUCUCUCCGAUGAAGAAAAGAGGCUGCUGAAGAAGGAAGGGAUCAUGCUACCUACCCAUUACCCUUUAACUAAGCAGGAAGAGAGGGAGCUCAAAAGAAUAAGGCGCAAGAUCCGAAAUAAGAUCUCAGCACAGGACUCCAGGAAACGCAAGAAGGAGUACAUUGAUGGAUUAGAAGACAGAGUGAAGGCUUGCACAGAAGAGAACCAACAGCUGCAGAAGCGGAUCCGCAGUUUGGAGGCCCAAAAUGAGUCCCUCUUAGUACAGAUGAGGAGGUUCCAGAAUGCUGUCACAGGAGGAAACUCUGGACGCUUACAGACUCAUGCUUCCACUGCCCUCAUGAUGCUCAUCCUCUCGGCAGCACUUUUCAUUGUACCCUCAAUGCGGCAGGAUAAUGGAAAUUCUGCUGACAGUGAGCUUUCCAUGCCAUCAUCCAAAAUGCCUCCUGCAGGUCACACACGCAGUCUUCUUGAGGUUGGGAACAUGGGCACAUUGGAAGUGCUUGAGGGUGUGGAAGAUGAGCUGACCCUUGAGCUUGAAACCCCUCUAACCCAGGCCCUUAGUGACCAUGACUAUACACCUGUGGCCAAGAAGCAGCGCACAGCCUCUCCAAGGGGAACUGCAUACUUUGUGCCACCCUUGGAUGACUACCCUCCCCUGCACGACAAGACUGAUUCAGGUGGAGGCUUUCCUCCAGAUGAUGGUGGUUCAGGGACAAAAAUAUCUGCCAGAAUAGUGGACAGUCUGGCAGAUCAUAUGUCCAACAACUACUCUGAUCCUGGAGGGAAGUCUGGUGGUAACUCCAAGUCUGUGGUGGUGAAUCUCUCCAAGGGAAAGAAAAGACUAAGAGAUGACCUUGAACUGGAGUGAAGAUUGUGUCAUUUUGGGCGGUGCUCUCUUUGAUGUACGUGUUGAGGUGUGUGAAAGAAGCCUCAGAAGGGAGUAUGCAGCCUCUGUGAGUGUCUACUCAUUGAGGCUGUCAUUUGUGCUGAGUGGGGGGACCUGCCUCAGCCACAGAUGCUUCCACUGUUCUACAGUCUGCCCUGCAACCUGAAAAUUUUAUCCUCCACAAAUUUAUAUUCAUCCUCCUCUUUUAUUCAUGUGUGGAAACUUAAAUGCUACACCUUUUCAUUCUUGGUCAUUCACUCAAUUUUCUGCUGUGCAACAAUCAGUUUCACUAAAGGUUUAAGAUGAAUCUAAAAUCUAAGCACGAACUAGGAGGAAGGAGGGCAUGCAGGCUACUGCAUACUGGUGGCAUAGUGAGUAAGCUGCACUGAGUGAUGCAUUCCUGUGGUAUGGUCAGGUUUGGGGAAAUGUGGGGCCUCGAGCUGCGGCCCUGAUGUGCUGUAGAGGGACUGGGAUGUCUCAGAUAUGCAUAAUGGGUUUGCUUUGGUGUUAAUUUAUGAAAUGAUAUCUUUAAUAAUUACUUGUUUUUAUAUUGAUAAUUUAAACAUAAUUACCUGUAGAGAAAAUAAAGAAAUAUUAGAAUGCAAAUUAUUUAUCAGUAAAUGAAUAUUGAAUUAUUUAUCAAUAAAUGAAUAUUGAAAUGAAACUUUUCAUCAUUGGUAUUUGAUGACUGUCCACAUUGUCAAUACUAAAAGUCAGAGUACAGUAUAUCACAAUAUCCAUAUUAAUUUGGACUGAAUCGAUGUAUGCUGAAAUUUAAGGAAAUAAUGCAAAGGAGAGUUAUUUCUAUGUUCAUAAAAUGGUAACGUCCAGUGGUAAAAGAUAACAAUGUGGAUAUAUUCUCUUAUUCCUUAUGGACCAAUGCAAGUUAUCUAAUCUCUUUCAUUUUUUGCACAUUUGUUAUCAAGUCAACUUUGUAAGAGAACUAGCAUGAUACAAACAUAUGCUAUUUGAUCAUUUUUGUAGAGACUAAUAAAGGAAUAAAUAUAUUUUAAGCUAA